UGUUAGGUAAAGGCACCGCACCGCCCAUGACCAUUGUUAUGCUGCCUUGCCUUGUCCGUCACCUGAUCCCCGUGACACGCCGCCGCUGUAUCCACCAAGAUGUUUAUCUAGCAGAACUUGCAGAAGCAAUCAGAAAUGGAUUGAAAAACAUAUUCUUCCUCUACAGUUUCCAUCCUACAAUCCAUCAAAUUAACUGUUAAACCGUUAAACCCUCUCCUCUAUGUUAAUGACAAUACCACCCUUGACAAACAUCUUAAAACCUGUAAGUUGGAUUGUGUUUGAAGUCGCGCUAUAAUUGUAUUUUUAAAAAAAUUUAAAAUUAUUUUUAGUUUUAAAUUAAUUUUUUAGUUGUUAAUUAUUUCAAUAUAAUGUUUGUAAAAAUAUUAUUUUAAUCUAUUUAUUAAAAAGACAUUUCCCAACAGUCACUUCAGCAAUAUAUCUUUCAAGAGGCUUCGCUCUAAAUCUCUCUUAAACCCUAGCUGCUUCCUUCCUUUCACUCUCCCAAAACUAAGAGCCUUUCUCUCUUUUCUUCUUUGAAGUCCAUAAUUGAAAUGGCAUUCUUUAACAAGCUCGGGAGCCUAGCGAGGCAGUCAAUUUCCCAGAAGGGGCAAGUUCCAAUGGUGUCCAUGGUGAACUCUAUUCGCUGCAUGUCUUCAUCCAAGCUUUUCAUUGGAGGGCUUCCAUGGUCAACUGAUGACCAAACCCUUAAAGAUGCAUUUUCUGGCUUUGGGGAAGUGACAGAGGCAAGGGUUAUCAUGGAUAGAGAGACCGGGAGGUCUCGUGGAUUUGGGUUUGUUCGUUACGACAGCAUUGAAAAUGCCAGCGAAGCGCUUUCAGCAAUGGAUGGCCAGAAUUUGGGAGGAAGAACUGUUCGUGUGAGCUUUGCCGAGGAAAGGAGACCACCACAAUCCUACAAUGACAAUCACCAAGGGAGUCAAGGUUUUGAUAAUUGAAGUGGAUAGAUUACAGCUUUAUGCGCUCCUAACGCCUUAAAUGGCCUUUCUUCUGUAGCUAGGCGGAAUAGAGAUUGCAUUUUUAUUUUCUUGAAUAUUUCUAUAACUUAUGAAAUUAUGUUGUGAUUUUGGUGCUUGUGUGCUGGUUACUAAUUUUUCUGACUGGGUGAACUCCAUCAUGAUGGAUGAUGGAAGCAGAGUUAACGUUUUCAUGGUUAUGGAAGCAUGUUGAUC
This is a messenger RNA of Populus euphratica (Euphrates poplar), 1187 nucleotides long. Its product is annotated as glycine-rich RNA-binding protein 2, mitochondrial-like. The transcript has 5 exons. Gene Ontology annotation, molecular function: RNA binding. NCBI's taxonomy places the organism in Eukaryota, Viridiplantae, Streptophyta, Magnoliopsida, Malpighiales, Salicaceae. The record is from RefSeq and is a predicted model, not a curated record. Bases 552 to 953 code for a protein of 133 amino acids.